CUCUUGUUUUCGGCUAAUAUUGUUAUUUGUUACGUGAUGGAAGCUGCCAAGGAGAAGAUACUGAACAUCUCUGCAACCGCCAAGUCCGGCAUGGAUAAGACCAAAGCCGCCGCUGCAGAAAAGGUGGAGAAAAUGAAGACAAGUGAUCCACUCCAAAAGGAAUUGGCGGAGCAGAGGAAGGAAGAGAAGAUACAUCAAGCUGAGCUUGAGAAGCAACAGGCUUAUAAGGCCAAUGCUAUAAGAACGGGGGAAGCACACCACACAGGAGUCGGACAUCAAACUGGCUUGGCUAGUGGCUUGGCCGGGUACCACACAGGAGUCGGACAUGAAGGCCAAGGAGUUGGGCACCAAACCGGCUUGGACGGGCAGCAAACAGGGGUCGGACAUCAAACUGGCUUGGCUAGUGGCUUGGCCGGGCACCACACAGGAGUCGGACAUGAAGGCCAAACCGGCUUGGGUGGGCAGCACACAGGAGCCGGACAUCAGACUGGCUUGGCUAGUGGCUUGACCGGGCACCACACAGGAGUCGGACAUGAAGCCCAAGGAGUUGGGCACCAAACCGGCUUGGGUGGGCAUCACACAGGAGUCGGACAUCAGACUGGCUUGGCUCCUGGCUUGACCGGGCACCACACAGGAGUCGGACAUGAAGCCCAAGGAGUUGGGCACCAAACCGGCUUGGGUGGGCAUCACACAGGUGCCGGACAUCAAACUGACUUGGCUAGUGGCUUGGCCGGGCACCACACGGGAGUCGGACAUGAAGCCCAAGGAGUUGGACACCAAACCGGCCUGGGUGGGCACCACACAGAAGUCGGACAUCAGACUGGCCUGGCUCCUGGCUUGACCGGGCACCACACAGGAGUCGGACAUGAAGCCCAAGGAGUAGGCCACCAAACCGGCUUGGGUGGGCAACACACCGGAGUCGAACAAAGUGGCUCGGGGGAGCCAAAUCACUUGUACAGGACUGAUGGACCUACUAUAGGCACUGAAACAAAGUUGACUGGGGAAGGGACUGGAGGUGGAUUGUACUAACCCACUAACCAGAUGUUCUUUUCUGCAUACUUAUCUCAUGGGUUAUGUGAGUUGUGUUCAAUAAAUAGGGACAAAUGAGAAGUCUUGGUGUUUUACAA
Molecule: messenger RNA, 1127 nt
Organism: Phalaenopsis equestris
Lineage: Eukaryota; Viridiplantae; Streptophyta; Magnoliopsida; Asparagales; Orchidaceae
Product: late embryogenesis abundant protein 46-like
Exons: 4
Coding region: 37-1029 (330 amino acids)
Biological process (GO): embryo development ending in seed dormancy
Source: RefSeq, a predicted model, not a curated record